Messenger RNA from Cokeromyces recurvatus, 1866 nucleotides. RefSeq names its product eukaryotic translation initiation factor 3 subunit D. Gene Ontology annotation, biological process: translational initiation. The transcript is spliced from 4 exons. Gene Ontology annotation, molecular function: translation initiation factor activity. Lineage: Eukaryota; Fungi; Mucoromycota; Mucoromycetes; Mucorales; Mucoraceae. The record is from RefSeq and is a predicted model, not a curated record. Gene Ontology annotation, cellular component: cytoplasm; eukaryotic translation initiation factor 3 complex. Bases 38 to 1753 code for a protein of 571 amino acids.
AUCAAUCUUUAUAAUUAAUAAAUUUAAAAGAUCUAUUAUGACUGAUUCAUCUAAGCCUCAAUUUGUUCUUCCCUCUAUUAAUGAUAAUGAAGGUGGCUGGGGACCUUCUAAUGAUGUCAUCCCUCAACAAUUCCGUGAAAUUCCCUAUACACCUUAUAGCAAGUCUGACAAGUUAGGUCGUGUUGCUGAUUGGACUAAUCCUGACGGGCAAAAGCAAGAUAAUAACCAAACUACUGGUGGUCGUCAAGGUAGAACAGGUUUUAACCGUUUCAACAGAGAACAACAUCAAGCUUAUGGUGCUUCAUUUGCUACUGCAUUUGCUUACUUCCACGGUGAAGAUGAAUCUUCCUUUUCUGUUGUUGAUAAUAGAUCAUCAGGUACUAAGAAGCAAGCCUUAAAGGCCGUUGGUGGUAACAAUGCCCGUACUAGCCGUACACAAACCAAACAAGGUUAUCGUACUGUUAACCAACGACCUACCACUCGUUACCAACAACAAGCUAGACGUAGAUAUGGCUACAAGGAUUAUGAAAAGCCUCAACGUGUUCGUAAUGCAUCAAUCAAUAUUGGUGCUGAUUGGAAGGUUUUGGAUGAAAUUGAAUUCAGUCGUUUAAGUAAAUUGAAUUUCAAUAUUCCUCAAGCCACUAAUGUUGCAAGCUAUGGUUUUGUUAAUGUUUAUGAUAAAGCAUACGACAGAAUCAAUACAAAGAAUGAAAAGAUGCUUACACAUAUUGAACGUGUUAAAUAUGAUAGUACUACAUCUGAAGAUCCAGUUAUUCAACAAUUCAUUCAGGAAAAUAAGGCUACUGUUUUUGCUACUGAUGCCGUUCUUUCACUCUUGAUGUGUGCCACACGUACCGUUUAUCCUUGGGACGUCGUUGUCAAAAAGCAAGCUGAUGGUAAAGUAAUUUUAGACAAACGUCCUGGUGGUGUCUUUGACUUCGUUACUGUAAAUGAAAAUUCAUAUGAUCCUCCUGCUGAUAGUGAUAAGGAGACUAUCAAUUCAUGGUCUGCUCUUUGUAAUGAAGCUACCUAUAUUAAUCAAAACUUCUCACGUCAAGUAGUCGAUUCCAAAGCUGUUGAAAACUUUGAAAAGGCUAAUCCUUUUGCUACAUCUGAGACUGAAGGUGAAUUAGCAUCCUGUGGUUAUCGUUAUCGAUCCUUUGAUUUAACAAACCCUGAUGCUGCUGAAGAUGAAGAAAAGAUUGAAAUUAUUGUUCGUACUGAAGUUGAUGCAGCUAUCAAGACAGGUAACAAGUCAGGUUAUGCUACCAUUCGUGCUUUGAAUGAAUUUGAUCCUACUGCUCAAGGUGCAGGCGGUGCUCUUCCUUGGAAGAAGAGUUUGGAUUCUCAACGUGGUGCGGUUGUUGCUACUGAGAUGAGAAAUAAUGCAGCUAAAUUGGCACGUUGGGCUGUUCAAGCUAUUUUGGCAGAUGCCGAGCAACUCAAGUUAGGUUAUGUUGCACGUUACAAUCCCAAGGAAAACUCUCGCCAUGUUAUUUUGGGCACACAAGCUUAUAAGCCUCGUGAUUUUGCUGCUCAAAUGAACUUGUCAUUAACAAACGGUUGGGGUAUUGUGAAGGCUGUUGUAGACAUGUGUUUGCAAUUGCCUGAAGGUACCUAUAUUAUGAUGAAGGAUCCUAAUAGACCUAUUCUUCGUAUUUAUCAUGUACCCUUUGAAGAAGAUUUGGAAGAAGAUGAGGAAGAAUACGAUGAAGAAGGAGAAGAAGAAGUUGAAGAAGCAGAGCAAAAUUAAGCUCUUUGUUUAUUAUAUAAACUAGAUUAUUAAUAUUUUCUUUUUUUUUUCAAUAUAUCAAAGCAUUUAUAGCAAGCGAUAACUUUUUUUAUAAAUAUUAUUUUAACAAAUUA